ACGAUGGAACAAAAAGUUUAACAAGUACCGAUUUCGCGCGCUUUGUCUGUUUUUUUUUUAUUCUAUUGAAUCUUUCCAGAACAUUCCAACUAAGGUCAAUGAUAGUGGAACUAACACAGUUGCUUUAUUGCAUGAUUCAUCGUGUUUACGAUAAAAUGUAUUUUUUACUGACACUAAGGGAGACGACCUGAUAGUGAGUGGUCACCUUCGCUCGCGGACAUCACCGAUGCCAGGGCAACGAUUUUUAAGACCACAUUUGAAGAACACGCCUUGAAGAUACGGAAGCUAUGUGAAAUUUACUCCAAAAUACACGUCGAAUUCGACAAAGAGUUCUAUGUACAAUCUAACUCACGCAUCAGCCCGCUGAGUUUCUCGCCAGAUCUUCUCAGCGGGUCGCAAUUCCGAUCCGGUAGUAGAUUUAUUCGCGAAGCAGCUGUUUUUGAGUUGUGAGGUCUCCUUCGGAGGCACUCGGGCGGUUGUUACCAAAUCCCACCUGUUCUAGUGAAACUGGUAAGGCCUCUGGGCCACCAGUAGGUAAUCACUCAUUCAUAAAAAUAAAAAAUAUUAUAGAAAAAAUUAACGGACUCUGCUCUGAUGGUAUGUGGCGAAAAAUAAUUGCUUACAGCACCUUCUGUAGAUUUUUAUUAAAUUUAAUUCAGCAAAAGUUAUAUCAAAUUUAAUUUCCUAUAUAAGUUGGCCCAACGCACAAAACGUUCGGUCUGAUGUGACGUACAGCAUAACAUUCUAAAUUUAUAAAUAGAGUAUCGGAGCAGUCUCUCGCGCGCACCGUCUUUCUUGUGCUGGCUAACCUAUAAUUUCCUUCGAUUACACGCUGCAAAUGUGUAUUCAUUAAAUAAAAAAAUGACCGAAGAAAACGAAGGUUUCUUUAAGAAGUUCCACGAAUCGAUCAACAACGAAUUAGACGAAGUCACAAAAAAUAAUUUCGCCAAUUUAGAAUCGAACUCUAAACGUGUUUCGUAUCUGUGCAGUCUCCCGAUUAUAAAAAAGUACGAUAUCACCGAUGAUGUUGUGAAAUGUAAAACGGGUGGCGAGUUUCCUGUAAACAAAUCUUUAAGCAAAGCUCUACAAUUAAAGGACGCGGGGAACCAAUGGGUCCAGAAGGGUGAUUGGGUGAAGGCUUUGGUAUUUUACAGUCAAAGUAUGAUGCAUAUGCCAGAAAAGGAAACGGAAGAGUUGUCAAUUGUUUUCGCCAAUCGAUCGGCAGCUCUGAACCAUUUGCAGCAAUACGAGGAAGCCCUAGCCGAUAUAAAGAAAUGUUUGUCCCUCGGAUAUCCUCGGCAUCUCAGAUACAAAGUUUACGAAAGAAAAGCACGUAGUUUGUUGGCGUUGAAAAGGAACCGGGAAUCAAUUGUUGCAUUCCAAGACACUAUAAGUGCUUUAGAUGAGGCAACAAAACUUGAAAAGGAGAAAAGAACCAAAAUGCGGACAGAUGCUAAGAUCAUGUUGGAAAUUUUGAACAAGGGACUAGUUCUCGCUGGGAAUCCAAGCGAUCCAGAACCUUUAAAUAAGAUUCCUCCAAAACCAAAAUUAGCAGGAAAGCAUAACUCCAAGUUCCCGGCGGCUUCUGAAGCGAUAACAAUAGAUACUGACGACGUUAAAGGAAGAUACGCUACUGCAACAAGGGAUAUCAGUGCUGGAGAAGUUUUGCUUAUUGAGAAAGCGCACAGUGGAGUUCUUUUGGCUGAAUUCUCGAAGACACAUUGUCAAAAUUGCUUCCUUAAGUGUCCUAUAUCACUACCGUGCCCAAAGUGUCCGAACGUAAUAUUCUGCAGCGACAAAUGCCUAGAAACCGCUUUAAAAUCAUAUCACGGUUACGAAUGUCAAAUACUUCCAUUGAUAUGGAAAUCUGGAUGUUCUAUCACAUGCCAAAUCGCUUUGAGAAUGAUCACGCAAAACAAAAAGGAUUACUUUUUGAGCAUCAGCAAUGAUUUGAAGCCCCAGUUGGGUGCAUACAAGACGGAAGACUACAGAAACAUUUACAAUUUAACAACGCACGAAGAAAAAAGAUGCAAGCAAGACUUUUUGCACAGAACAGAGAUGGUAGUAUUCCUGAUCAAGGUCUUAGAAUUGACCGGUUAUUUUGACGGAAAACCAAGAACGAAGCCGAUAGAAAUGGUGGAACUGAAUUCAAUGGCGGUUAACGAAAAAUACCAGGGUGACGUAGAAUUGAUAGGUGGCUACUUGUUGAGGAAUCUUCAGGUUCUACAAUUCAAUGCGCACGAAGUGUUUGAACUUCAAGUACCUAAGCCGAAAGUUGAUAAGAAUAUUAUAAAACAUGACGGAAAAUCAGUGUUUUUAGCCGGAGCCGUUUUCCCGACACUCGCCCUGUUCAAUCACUCCUGUGAACCAGGCGUUGUAAGAUAUUUCUAUGGCUCACACAUCGUAGUUCGUGCCGUCAAAAAUAUCAAAAAAGGUGAGGAAGUCUGCGAAAACUACGGUCCAAUAUUCACGACCGUGCCCAAGGAGAAGAGACAAAUGGAACUCAAAGACCGGUACUGGUUUGACUGCGAAUGCAUACCGUGCAAGGAAAACUGGCCUUUGUACGAUGAGAUGACCGAGAAUUACAUGAGAUUCAAGUGCGACUCCGACAAUCCUUGCCCGAACGUGGUGGCUGUUCCGUACGAUUGCACCGAAUUCAUGAUCCAGUGUGGUUUAUGCCAGCAGUACACCAACAUACUGAAGGGACUAAAGUCCCUACAGGAUACAGAAAUGCUCUAUCGCCUCGGUCGAGCAGCUAUGGAUGAAGGCAAAUAUGGUGAAGCAGUAAAGAAGUUCACCGAAGUACUGAAGCUAUAUGAUGCAACAUUAGCACCACCAUACAAGUCAUACUAUGAUUGCGUCCAAGACUUGAGACGCUGUUUGCUGUCCAUGGGCAACUACAGUAUUAUUUAAAAUAUAUUAAAUGUUUAAAUUAUUUUUUUGUAAUGGCAACAUUUUGCUGAUUGAAAUCCUUUUAAAAUUAAAUGUUUUCAUGAGUCUUUUUAGUUGGGGUGUGUGUGUACUGUUAUUAUAAUAAUAUUAUUGAUCCUAAGUUAAUUCAUUAAGGGACUUCGCUCUCUUAGAGCUUUUACUGUAACCCUAUGACCUUUCAUAAAUGAACUCUUUGGUUGAACCUCCAAUACUAUCUAAUAAUUAUGGAAUAUAUUUUAAGCCUGCCCGAGCACCAUCAUACGACCUACUUGUUCUACAAAGCAAACGUACAAUUUGCGAAAAAAGUUGGUUAUUCAGUGUCCGAUGCAACUGAGGCUUCAUAUUUCACGUCUCUUUUUUAAGCAUAAUACAUAUUAUUCCUAUUCAAUCACAACAUCCCUUUCAAACAGCUCGUAACUACUUAUUGUUUAUGCUACCAGUACUACUUCUGGUACUAUCUCAUGGUGAGCAACAGCAUCUACAGUGUGGUGUAUAUUUGUUAUUAUAUAUUUUACAUAAUAUUAUUUAAAAGUUAAUAAAACAGAUUAAUAUGUUAUAAUUGCACAUAAUCUUCAGAAUUUAUCAUCGAAUAUUACACGACACACUCAUCUAGUACUACAUGCGGAAGAAACGAUUUGAAUGGUACCUAUAUUCUUUAAUUGGGUUGAAACGUUGACCCAUCUUAAAUAUCGUAAAAUCUAUCCAUUAAUGACUCAAAUUUUAUAGAAUUGUUGCAAUUUGGACAGCUUAAAGCCUAUGUAGUUAGGUCACAACAUAUAAAAAUAAUUUACUUACCACAA
This is a messenger RNA of Bombyx mandarina (wild silkworm), 3731 nucleotides long. It is a transcript of the gene Smyd4-3, whose product is annotated as SET and MYND domain containing, class 4, member 3. Gene Ontology annotation, cellular component: cytoplasm; nucleus. Lineage: Eukaryota; Metazoa; Arthropoda; Insecta; Lepidoptera; Bombycidae. Gene Ontology annotation, biological process: compound eye photoreceptor development. The record is from RefSeq and is a predicted model, not a curated record. Gene Ontology annotation, molecular function: histone deacetylase binding.